GUUAAUCGGCCUGUUUCGGUACCUGUAAGGAGGUCGCUUAUUUCAUCCCGAUUUAUUUUGUUUAUUUAUAGUGCGAGACACCGAUUUGUUCCCCAAAAGAUGUCUCUUCGGCAUCCUUCCGCUUCUUAUAUUUAUUUAUUCUAUUUAUACCCCGCCUAUUUGGUUAUUGCGACCACUCUAGGCGGCUUACAACAUAAACAAAAAUAACAAAUAUAAGAGAAAAAAAUUAUUACACAAUUAAAUAAUUGUGCAAGAUGGGAAACAUUCUUCUAAUACCUGGUAUCCAAAUUGCCCCAAUCCUUUUGGUUUUCCUGCUCUCACAAGGAGACUGUUGUCAUGUUUCCCCCCCUCCUUUUCGUGUUAAAAUAAUGAAUUCUUUCUUCCCACUUCUCUGAUCCUUGUGGCCAUUUAGGAUAGGUUAAAAUUAAUGUCACCGAAGUGUUAAAAACGGGGGAAAAGAAGGAUUCAAGGGUAUGUAAUUUUCUGGACCAAAACAAUUUCCUCCCAAAUAUUUAAAUUCCAUGCCUUCCAUUUCUGGUGGUGCUGAUGUGACACAAUCUUCACAAGCACUCUAAAACAGCAAAAUCAGGAGUUAAAGUAGAUACCUCUGUAACUGAUUUUUUAGUUUAAAAAUCAGUUACAUGAUUAAAGCAAGGUUCGAAUAAUAUUCUUAAAUCAAGUCACAGUUUUUUUAACCAUUCAGAAUAUAAUAUUGAGAAUUUAUUUUCAAACUGUUUCCCUGUUGUCAUUGUUGCACUUGCACUAAAAAUGUAGAAGGUCCAUAUGGGAGGGUUAGUUUAUAUGCUAGUGUAAUUGAUUUAGAAUCUGGUGUUAAAAUUUUAGGGAAAACAUUUGUCACUCCCUUAGUCAGCUGCAUGCAGAUUACUAUUUUAGAGAAGACAAGGGUGUGUGUUUUUUGGUGGAUGGAGAUGCAAAGCAUGUCUGGUAACCAAAGAAACUAGGCACUAUUUCUGAUGGUAAAUUGUACACUGCAGAUUAUUUGCUUUGGAAAAUACAUAUUUUUCAUCCAAGAAUUUUUUUAAGUGGAAGAUUUUUUUAGUAGUAUCAAUGAACUACAAUAGUCUGUAUUUUAAAAAAUCCCAAAAUUUGUAUAUGACAUGCAUAAUUUAAUGAUUAAUUUGGUUUAUAUUCUCCCCAAUAAAAAGCACUAAAAAAAGUACAGUACUGUCCAUUAAAAUUCCCUUUCUUGGCAGCUAGUGAGUUAACAAUGAAACCACCUAUAGUAUAAACAUUAAAACUAGUGCUUAACUGAUUAUCCUGGUGUGGGGAGAUGCAGCUUUUGGCCUUAUGCACAUAGCACAAAAAACAACAGGAAACAGCAAUUUGCUAAAAUUUAUGGGGGGAAAGUGUUAAGAGAUUAGAGCAGUUAUAUAGUUUACUAACAACUUGUGUUGCUGUAUGGUUGUCUUCUGCAGUAAUACUGAUUGAUAUGCAUGUUCAUAUCCAUAAGAAUGCAGCUUUUAAGGACAGACUACAUUGUGUCUGCAGCAAAUACACUUGUCAAAGUGUGGAAUGUGAAGGAAAGCCAUGCCAUGAAAGGCUAGUUCUGUCUAAAAUAUUUAUAAAGAACCAGAACUUUAAAAUUAAUCUGCUUUUGCACAGAUUUUGUCUGUUCCUCUAUCAAGGCAGAAAGACAGCUCCAGUAGAGAGAAAUGUAGAACAGUUUUGUCAGAUAAAAACUCCCAUUGUCUUAAUUUAUUUCCAAUUAGACCACUGGUUGCUGUGUUUUUUACAACAGCCAGAACAGCUUAAGUAUUAAAUAUUAAUUAGGGAAAAUAUAUGGGACUUUUCUAAACUGAUUUCCACUAUGCUUACUGAGUUGAAACAUAUUCUAAAUAGUGGCAUUCCCUAAAGGUAGAUCAAGAACUUGCUUUGGUCCCCUUACUUGGGCAAUACACUGUAGUCAACUAUUUUUUUUGCCUGAGCUGCGGUCAGUGAAACACAUGAUGGCGUUGAAAAGAGUAGUAGUGAAUACGUAUUUCUUUUGGUAAAUGUACCACUUAUAGUUGUCAGUGAAAAAUGUAAAUAUUCUACCUCAGUCUCAACAGCUUUAUCACCAGCUCUGCAUGUGAAAAGAGGGUGUAUAAACACCAUAGUUUUUGUAUGAUAAUUGGAAAAAUGUUGCAGCUGAUACAACCUGAGCUUCUCAUCAGAUUUUGUGAAAGGCUUGCAACAUUGGGGGUCCCCCCCAAGUACUUUGCAUUUGAGAAUUUAAUGCUAAUUGUAUUGGGACAUCAUAGAGGCAUAGAAUAGUAGAGCUGGGAGGGACCCCAAGGAUAAUUGAGUCAAACCUGCCAAAGCAAGCAAUCCAUAGCUAAAACAUUCACUGACAGGUAGGCAUCUAACCUCUUUUUAAAAAAUAUCAUGCCCAUGGAUGCAAGAUUAGACUGUCAUGAUGUGGCAUGAGAUUCAGAAGAACACUAAAUCCCGUGUCCUCAGGACAGAUUAAAGUUUACACAAAAUGCUUUUGUCUACUGUAUUCCAUCUUUAGCACUAACUGAUGUAUAGCAUAUUCUUGAGGAAACAUACAGUAUUAUCUGAACCAAACAGCCUGUGCUUACUAUAAUAAAAGAGUGUGUCACAUUUUGAGCAUGGAGAUAAGAAUGUAACAGUUCUGACCACUCACUUCACUCACUUAAAUGAUGACACUAAUUUUUUCUCAGAAAUUAGUUGACUUUUUUCAGAGUGCUUGGACCAUUUGAAAAUAAAACAUUCCAACUUUUCUAGUGUCAUCAGUACAAUCUUGAGAAACUAAUUGGCUUUCAAAUACUUUUCCAUCAACUGAGUACACCAGGUUACUGUUUUGAUAGGAAAAAUGGAAAUCUUAUUUUUCUAAUUAGUUCCUAGCUUGAGUAUUAAAUAAAAUAAACUGAUUUAUUUGCAGAUUUGUCAAUUCCAUGGAUAUUGAAAUUUAAUAAACUCCUUUAUAAUAACUAUGUCAAAUGGGGUGUGCAGUUGAAUGAACCAAAUCUGUAUGUGUUAGAUAGCAGCAGAUACCAAAAAAGUGUUUUAUGUACAAAAAGGGAAACCUAUGGGGGAAAAUGUAUAAAAAGGGAAAGCUACAGGAAAAAAUACCUUAAAUUCAAUUGCUUGUGUGUAUGUGAAACUUUCUUUGCAAAAGAGAGACAAUAACGUUAAAAUGGCUUAUUAAUAAAUCCCUCAAAAAUUGCUUUAUAAUUAAGAUGGUAUUAAAUUUUGAUAGAUAAUCUUCAUGUGAAUUUGACAGAAUAUUUCUCCUUAGUACAGAUCUCCCCUUUUUGAAUCCUAAAUUUUGAAAAGAUGAGAGAAGGGGAAGAAAUGAAUUGUAGAUGGCAAGUUUCUUGAAAGUUUUAAAAUCCUUGUACUGUAUGAAAUUCAAAAUGGAAUUACUACAUUAAAAAGCAAACAUGUUGUCUCUUUGUCAGAGCAGAUAAGUAUCGUGCCAAAGAUUAUGUGGAAAAUAUGUUCACAUUUAUUUAUUCAUUUAUUUAUUUCCCACCCAUCUGGUCUGGUGAAGUUCCAACAAUUUGUUCUUCAGUAUAUAUUUAGAGUGACAUUUGAUAAACAAUCAAUAGUCAUGCAAUUGUUAUUCUUUUUAUGUUGGUCAUUGUGUGGAUGAAGAGACAUCAGUUUUUCUUAUUAGCUGUGCAGCAUUCUUUCAGUCUUAUGAUUGAAAAUUUAACUAAUGAUGCAUUUUUGCAGGGAUAUUUGGAGUGAUGAAGCAAAAUCAAGCAUUGAAGAAAAGAAUUUCUUGAUUCUUUUCAAGAUUCUUUUUCAAAGAAUCUUGAAAUCAAAAAACAAUAAGAAAAUUUAUUUGAUUUUAUGCAGCCAAACCUCCUGGUUUUUCAGGCAGGGUAUCAUGCAUUUACAUUCUGUAUAAAAUUAAUCACAACCCAAUUUAUUUAAAAAUAAUUCUUAUAAGGCAACGUAUAAGCCUUGUACAUCUUUUUAUGAGUAUAUGUAAUGUACAUAUACCCAUUCAUGUUCCUAAUUGUGAAGUAUACUAUCAGCCUGAAGCUUUAUGCAUAUGAAAAUUUAACUACUCUAUUUUGAGUUCUCCAAAUUUGAGUUUCCAUUGCAAUCUAACCUUUUAUUACUGUGCCUGUGUAUACAUUGGUGCAUGUAUAAACACAUAUCUAUGAAAAUAUACAUAUGUGGGUAUACAUAUUUAAGAUUAUGCAUACAUGUAUUCUUUUGCUUUACAUUUAAUCAAGAUCGGGGAAGAUUGUUCCUUUUUUCCAAAUAGGUGAAGAGAUUUUGAAGACCGAGAUUGAAACAGUGUUUUAAAUUUAAAACAAAAAUAAAACUAAAUUGACUGGCUGCGGAAGAUGGAUCAUUUUCUUUGCAGCCAUUUUGAAACACAAGUUCAUCUUUAAAUGAACUGAUUUGUUUUCAAGAGGCAAUUAACCUUCACUAUCUCCAGUCUUCCUGACCACUCAAAUGGACUUGCUUUCUCCAGUAGUUAUUAUUCACUCUCUGUCUGAAUUUUGAAUGAGGAUGAAAUUUGUUUCCUUGGCAAAGUGAGGAAGAAAAGUCUUUCUACCCCAUUGUUAUCAAUUCAUGGAUUGAGUGUUGAUUCGACCUACAGGAAAAAAAAACAGAAGUCUUGGAAGAUAGAAUUCCUUGCUGAACUUAACAAGAUUGUAUUUAAAAGAAAAUACCAGUAUAUCCAGCCUGUAGAAGAUUGUGCCAUAUUAAACCAGCCUGUGGCCAGCUAUCACUGAGAGAUUAGUGAAAUUGUAUUUCGCCAUCAGUUGCUCAGCUUUAAGCUUGCUGUGUUGAUACAGACCAAGAUGUCUAACCAAGGAGAUGAUUGUUACUUUUAUUUCUACUCCACGUGUACCAAGGGGGAUAGUUGCCCCUUCCGUCACUGUGAAGCUGCCCUGGGAAAUGAAACUGUCUGUGUGCUCUGGCAGGAAGGGCGAUGUUUCAGGAGUGUUUGUCGGUUCAGACACAUGGAGAUUGAUAAAAAACGUAGCGAGAUUCCAUGUUACUGGGAGAACCAGCCAGUGGGCUGUCAGAAGUUGAACUGUGCAUUCCACCACAAUAAGGGACGUUUUGUGGAUGGACUUUUUUUACCUCCCAGCAAGACUGUUAUUCCAAAUGUGACUGAAUCUGUGGAAGAGGAGAUGAAGAGUGCACAGAUCACACUGCCACAGAAUAAACUUUCUGUUCAGUCCAAUCCAUCUCCUCAGCUGCGUGGGGUAAUGAAGGUGGAAAGUUCUGAAAAUGUACCAAGCCCUACUCAUCCACCAGUUGUUAUUAAUGCUGCAGACGAUGAUGAGGAUGAUGAUGACCAAUUAUCUGAAGAAGGAGAAGAAUCUAAAAUGCCUGUUCAGCAAUCCUCUGAAGAGGUUCCUAAUGGAUUGCGGGUAGUUUCUACUCGGAAGUCAGUGACGAGCACAAAACAAGGUAAAGAUGGUAGUUUGAAUUUUGGGAUAAAAACACUUGAAGAAAUCAAGUCAAAGAAAAUGAAGGAAAAAUCAAAACAACAAAGUGAGUGUCCUGAAGUCACUGAUCAAACCCAGACCCAUCCAGGCCCAGUGAAAGAAAAUGCACGAACAGUGGUCAGAACUGUAACUUUGUCGUCAAAGCAAGGUGAGGGACCACGGAUUCGACUGACCCUUGCAGAGAGACUAGGAAAACGAAAGCCUCCCACAGUUGCUGAGAGUGGUCUUCCCUUAAAGCGUAGCCUUGCUGAAAGACUGGGAAGGAAAAUAAAUUUGCCAGAAAAUGCAGAAAACACACCGAAGAGAGUGCAAGUUCCUAAAUCUCUUAAAGAAAGACUAGGAUUAUCGUCUGAACAGAAGAAUGUGGAAACAGAGAAUGCUGCCAAACCAGUGGGUGAAAUCCGUGUGAAAACACUUGAAGAAAUCCGUUUGGAGAAAGCUAGCCAAAGAAAAGGAGGAGAAAUUCAGCCAGGGCCAAAGGCUGCAGUAGCAUGUACAGCAGAUGGCCCCAAUCCAGUGGCAAAACCAUCUCUUCCAAUCAGGAUUAAAACCUUUUCUGAAGUCCUGGCUGAGAAAAAACAGAGGCAAAUGGAAGAGGAGCGGAUAAAAGCUGAAAAAGAGAUUCCCGUGAAACCAAAACAUGAGGAUGAACUGCAGAAGCAGGACUCUUUGGUUCCAACUCUUGGUACCCAAAGAAAAUUAGAGGAGCCUUUGGGAAAAGCCAAGGACUUUGGGGAGGUGCGCAUCAAAACCUUGGAGGAAAUCAAGCAGGAGAAAGCUCUUCGAAUGCAGCAGAGUGUGGACAACAGCUCAAAGACGCAACAGCAACCUGAGCAUGCUUCACUUGGGAGGAAAUUGCUUUGCAUUACAAAGCCAACAGCUCCUGGUGGAAAGGAAGAGAAAAUUGUAUCAGAGGUAAAGUCCCCUCCACAAGCUGCUGCAACAGGUGCUGCUGCAAAGAUUUGUAUCCAGCCUUUGAAUGACAAUCCAAGCAGUUCACAUUCAAAAGUCUAUGUGAAGAGUCUAGAAGAAAUAAGAAAGGAGAAGCAAUCAUUAAAACAAAAACAGAGGAAACCUCAAGAUAAACAAAUGACUGUGCCAUUUGCUGGGGUCGAAGUGGCAGAAUCAGUGGUUCCAGUGACUGCAAAUCCUGAGCCUCCACUAACAUUUGGGAAAACUCACCCAGUUACAAAGAGGCUGCUGGUGAGAUCCGAGGAAACAGUGCUAGAGACUGUGGGAUCAGAGGAGUUGAAAGUUUCAUCCCAGCCUGUGGAACGAAAGGUUAAAGCCAAACCUAAAGUGAAUGUGAAACCAUCUGGAGUGAAACCUGGAUUUCCAGCAAAGCAGGCACUGAAGAGGAAAGCACCAGAGAGUCAUCCUUCUGUCGUUGCAGCAGUGAAACCACUGAGCCCCAUCCAAAGCACCAGUAUGAAAGAGUUGCCAUCCGAAAACCCUGCUGUGGCAAAUGCUCCCAGGUUUCCAGAGAACACUGUUGCCACUGUUUCUGAAAGUGUCUGUUCUAAUAGCUCUGGGCUCCAUCUGCAUGACCAGGCGGCCUCCACCUUACAGGCAGAGAUAGCACACCCAAUUCCUUCUCCUUCGCCAGCAAAGAUACGCAGACUAAGCUCUACAGGAUCUGUGAAGACAUCCUUAGUUGAAGAUGACUUUGAAAAACUGAUUUGGGAAAUCUCUGGAGGCAAAUUAGAAGCUGAGAUUGAUCUAGACCCAGGCAAAGAUGAAGAUGAACUCUUGCUUGAACUUUCUGAAAUGAUUGACAGUUGAUUUUUUAAAUAUUAUUAUUAUUAGAAGAAGAAAACAUAAGCUGUAUAUUUUGUUCGAUAACCAAGAAUACCCCCUUUUUGCUGAGGAGUUAUGACAAGUCUUAAAGCACACUUGAACUGGUUGAAGAAGUUGGUUGUCUUAGAUUGUCCUGAAUUGCCCUGCUGGUCAGAGAAAUGCCCUCAUAUAACUCUCCUGUUACUAUCUUAUCCGCCUCAGAUAUGUUGAGAAUGAAACCAUAAAUAUUUCUGCUCUGUAAGAUGUGAGACCAUUCGUAAUCCUACAUGUACUUACUUCAGCAAUGAUUUUUAUGGCGAUUUUUUACUGAACUGUCCUCUUGGUUUUUGGCCGUGUGAUUGGCUGACCAUCUGUUAGCGUCCUACUGCACUGUGAUUGUUUGAGGGUCAUUUUUAUGUUCUUGAGGUACAUCUCUGUAAGUUACGCAGUAAUUUUUAAACUCUAGAUCAGCAGUACUAUUCAGAAUUUAGGAGAGGGAAGUAAAUAUUUGUGGACCAAACAUGUUCCAGCAUGAGUGGGUCUUUAGUACCUUAUGAAGUAGAUGGUAAUGCAAUACUCUCAACAAGUGCAGAACAGCAUAUUCAAUUCUCUGUCCGUUCAUUCUGUACUAGAGUGAGUGGUCUCCGCUAUCAAGUAUAACUUCAUGAGGCAAAAGUUUAAAAAUCCCCUUCAUAUCUUUGUAUUCGUUCAGCAAAUAAUAAUUAAAAACAUGCCUUUAAAGGGCAUGCAGAGUUAUUCUCAGGUUCCCUUCUCCUCUCUAAAACUGAAAAUGUGAUGGCCCACUUUGCUGGCAUUGCAUGGGUCAUUUUAAGCAAAGCUUUGGGAUGCCGUCCUCUGGCAAGCCAAAUAGUUUGAGAGCUUAUUGUUUGUGUAUGCAAUUUUUCCUGCCAAAUCCAUGGAGUUCUCAACUGUGCUCUUGUGUUUGCCCAGUUAUGAACUUUUUUUGGCACCCAUCUUCAGCACUCUGCUCCACACAACUGAGCUGUAUUUGUGGAUUUUCCGUGAACUGAAGAGGAUUUUCAGAGACUCGGGUGUAUUGUCUACCCUACUAUUGAUAUUUCUUCUGCCUGUUGUUUUGUAUAAUGACUUUUUCAUUAUUCUUACUACUGCUAUUUUAAUUAGUCCAAUCUUGCCACUUAAACAUCUAAAAUUAUAGAAAUUGUACAGGAUAUGGUCACAGAUGUAUUCCUAGCAAGAAAAAAAAACUUGAUUCCAAUGUAAAUAUAUUUAGUUUGACAGAGGGGGGAAACCCUAUGCUUCACAAUUCAUUUUGAAGCACUGCAUAUAGGAGAGA
Messenger RNA from Pogona vitticeps (central bearded dragon), 8541 nucleotides. It is a transcript of the gene ZC3H11A, whose product is annotated as zinc finger CCCH-type containing 11A. Gene Ontology annotation, biological process: poly(A)+ mRNA export from nucleus. Gene Ontology annotation, molecular function: metal ion binding. The record is from RefSeq and is a predicted model, not a curated record. Lineage: Eukaryota; Metazoa; Chordata; Lepidosauria; Squamata; Agamidae.